Messenger RNA from Trypanosoma grayi, 567 nucleotides. RefSeq names its product 60S acidic ribosomal protein P1 109. The transcript has a single exon. Lineage: Eukaryota; Euglenozoa; Kinetoplastea; Trypanosomatida; Trypanosomatidae. The record is from RefSeq and is a predicted model, not a curated record. Gene Ontology annotation, molecular function: ribonucleoprotein complex binding; protein kinase activator activity; structural constituent of ribosome. Gene Ontology annotation, biological process: cytoplasmic translation; translational elongation. Bases 1 to 567 code for a protein of 188 amino acids. Gene Ontology annotation, cellular component: cytosolic large ribosomal subunit; ribosome.
AUGUCCUCGCAGCAGCUCGCGUGCACGUACGCCGCGUUUCUCCUGGCUGACAGCGGCAAGUUUGAUGCCGACAGCCUGUUGGCUGUGACGAAGGCCGCCGGCGUUGAGGUCAGCAAGGGCAUGGCCUCGGCGUACGCCAGCAUCAUCGGCAGCGUCGACAUCAAGGACGUGCUCUCCAACCUCGCCUUUGGUGGUGGCGCACCCGCUGCCGGUGGUGCCGCCGCUCCCGCCGCCGCUGCUCCUGCUGCUGGCAAGAAGGAGGAGAAGGUGGAGGAGGAGGAGGAGGACGACGAUAUGGGCUUCGGUCUCUUCGACNGCCGCUGCUCCUGCUGCUGGCAAGAAGGAGGAGAAGGUGGAGGAGGAGGAGGAGGACGACGAUAUGGGCUUCGGUCUCUUCGACUAAGUACCGAGUCCGUUUUUCAGAGGAUUCCACACAUACAGUCAUUUCUCAUUUUAUGGGUUAGCUAUCAUCUAAUAGAAAAGAGAGUCAGACCGCUCUGCCUCUAUGCACACGCCUGCCCUGUUCGUUCGUGGUGUUUGUUCCUUCCAUCCUUCCUUAUUCUCUGA